UUGGGCGCUCCUUCAGUCUGGAUGUUGAUGGCAGGACAAAGGGGUGCCUGGACCAUGGGCGACGUGGUAGAGAAGAGUUUGGAAGGGCCCCUUGCCCCUUCUGCAGAUGAGCCCUCCCGGGAAAGGGGAGACCUGGUAGAAAUUUUAAAUGGGGAUAAGGUAAAAUUUGACGACAAGGGACUCUCCUUAAUUCUUCAGAAUGGCCUGGAGACCCUCCGAGUGGAAAACGCUCUGACAGAUGUCAUCUUGUGUGUGGACAUUCAGGAAUUCUCCUGCCACCGCGUGGUGCUUGCCGCAGCCAGCAACUAUUUCAGGGCCAUGUUCUGCAAUGAUUUAAAGGAAAAGUACGAGAAGAGGAUCAUUAUCAAAGGGGUCGAUGCUGAGACCAUGCACACUCUGCUGAACUACACGUACACCAGCAAGGCGCUGAUCACCAAGCAGAAUGUCCAGAGGGUCCUGGAAGCUGCCAACCUUUUCCAGUUCCUGCGGAUGGUGGAUGCUUGCGCCAGCUUCCUCACAGAAGCCUUGAACCCAGAAAACUGCGUUGGAAUACUGAGACUGGCAGAUACACACUCCUUGGACAAUCUAAAGAAGCAGGUUCAAAGUUACAUCAUCCAAAACUUUGUGCAGAUUCUGAACUCUGAGGAGUUCCUUGAACUCCCUGUGGACACUCUGUACCACAUCUUGAAGAGUGAUGACCUCUACGUGACUGAUGAGGCUCAGGUGUUUGAAACUGUGAUGAGCUGGGUCCGGCACAAACAGUCAGAACGACUCUGCUUGCUGCCUCACAUCCUUGAAAAUGUGCGCCUACCUCUUUUGGACCCAUGGUACUUCGUGGACAUGGUCGAGGCAGAUCCUCUCAUCAGGCAGUGCCCUGAGGUCUUCCCGCUGCUCCAGGAAGCCAGGAUGUACCACCUUUCUGGCAAUGAGAUCAUUUCGGAGCGCACCAAGCCCAGGAUGCAUGAGUUCCAGUCUGAGGUGUUCAUGAUCAUUGGCGGCUGCACGAAGGAUGAACGGUUUGUGGCGGAGGUAACCUGCCUGGAUCCCCUGAGGCGCAGCCGCCUGGAGGUGGCCAAGCUCCCACUGACUGAGCAUGAGCUGGAGAGUGAGAAUAAGAAGUGGGUGGAGUUUGCAUGCGUGACAUUAAAAAAUGAGGUCUACAUCUCAGGUGGCAAAGAAACACAGCACGAUGUUUGGAAAUACAAUUCCUCGAUCAACAAAUGGAUUCAAAUUGAGUAUCUAAACAUAGGCCGCUGGAGGCAUAAGAUGGUGGUGCUGGGCGGGAAGGUCUAUGUGAUCGGAGGAUUUGACGGCCUGCAGCGGAUCAACAACGUGGAGACCUACGACCCCUUCCACAACUGCUGGUCAGAGGCUGCGCCCCUCCUUGUCCACGUCAGCUCCUUUGCAGCCACCAGCCACAAGAAGAAGCUCUAUGUGAUUGGGGGAGGACCUAAUGGGAAACUGGCCACAGACAAGACUCAGUGUUAUGACCCUUCAACCAAUAAGUGGAAUUUAAAGUCGCCCAUGCCGGUGGAGGCUAAAUGCAUCAAUGCAGUGAGUUUCCGCGACCGCAUCUAUGUUGUCGGUGGGGCAAUGCGAGCCCUGUAUGCCUACUGCCCUUUGGAAGACAGCUGGUGCCUGGUGACCCAGCUCAGCCACGAGAGGGCCAGCUGUGGGAUCGCACCUUGCAACAACCGGCUCUACAUUACCGGGGGCCGGGAUGAGAAGAACGAGGUCAUUGCCACAGUGUUGUGCUGGGACCCAGAAGCCCAGAAACUGACAGAAGAGUGUGUCCUGCCCCGAGGAGUGUCACACCACGGCAGUGUCACCAUCAGGAAGUCCUACACCCAUAUUCGGAGGAUUGUGCCCGGGGCAGUUUCUGUCUGACAGCUGGAGGGGGGAUGAGGGUGAGAACACCCCAAUGGAUCUAGAGGGUGCAGCUGGGGCUCACCCUUAUCACCUGACCCCCUUCACCCCAGCACCAUGUUCAGCCCCACCUCAUACAGCAGGUGUGGUUUGAGUUUUAGACCAUACAUCAGGGGCUCACCAUGGCUCACCUUGGGGUCACCUUGGAAGUCACAGCAUUGGUGACCCUUGAUACCAGCCAUGACCUACCUCAGGAGGGAAAGAGGAAAUAAGAAUAUUUAAUGUUCAGGACACCUACCCCUUGCCAGAUUCUAUGCCAGGCACUUUUGUAUAUAAUUUAUUUAAUCGUCAUUAAUGGCCUGGAGACUCCUGUUUCACAGGUGAGGUUAAGUGAUCAUCCAGAGAGCAAGUAAGUAAGCCAGGGUUCUAAAGCCCAGGUCUUUUCAUUUCAAAGUCAGUCAAUGCUCUUUCCAACAUGCUGACUAUCUCAGAGCAGAAAAAGAAUCUGGCUCAUUUUUUUUUUGUUGUUGUUCUGACAAGUCUGCUAAAGGAUAUACUCAGCAAGGCUGGGUAAUAAAAGUGUGUGAGUAUUUGUUAAUUUAAAUUUCCUGUAUUUAGACCACAUGGACUCCUUGUGCUGGAGUCUUGGGCUCCUUGUCAACAGUCCAAUAGGUUCUUCCAUUUUGCCAGGUUGGGGAGAUGGCCUGUUUGAUUUGAAAGAGAUUGAAGACUCGUGUUCUACCCCACACCUCCCACCCUGCAUCAAAAGUCAUUUUUUAUCACAGGAUGACCCAUUUUGGUCUAGAACUGUCAUUGCCAGACAGAGUUUUGCAUAGUCUAGCCUCUUAAGGUCCAACAGUUUUAUUGCAAUGUUGAAGAGAAGCUUCCAGAGACUCAAACUUCCAGAAACUCAAACAUUUUUAAAAAUGUAAGCAUCUUAACACCAUUAGCCGCUGCAGGAAUGAGACUCUUCUUGACGUACACUUUCUACCUUUAGACAGUGAUUUGGGUCCAUCCCACUGGAACCUCCCUCCUGGAGCCUUAGUUUUCAGAAUCCUUUGAGGCUCUUCUACUUGGUGUUUGGAUCAGGCUGGCUUAAUUUUGACUCAAAGAACAGAGUCCGUCCUUCACUCUGAGACAGAGCUUUCAAACGAGCUCACUGGAAAUUCAUUCUAAUCCCAAAGUUGGAGAAGCAGGUUAAGAGAUCCUGUUUCAUAUGCUGUAUUUAAAAAGCGACAAUGCUAGCAACAUAGUGACUGUGCUACCCAACGUGCUUUAUUUUCAUCGUAUGAUUUCAGAUCUCUUUAUAGAGUGAUUUUGCGUCAGAUGUGGCAUGCUAUACUCAUACUUCUUGGCAGUUUGGGAAGUUAGAGGUAUUGGAGUUGAUAAUGAAUUUAAUUCUCUCCAUGAGAAGAUGCUGAUGUUCAAAGCACGUAAAAAACUUGGAAAAUCACAAGUGAAGUUUCUGUUUAUACUUAGAUUGCUGAGGAUAAAUGCAAAUCAUUUAGUGUGAGAAACGCCUGUGCCUUAGGUAAGGUGUGGCAGUUCAGCUCCCUGCCAUGAAAAGUAAGAAGUGGAAAUUUACUCGCAGGCACUGAUAACCUUAACGAGUCAACUGAAACAAUUUUAUCUACUACAAUUCAGCAAACAUACAUAGAAUUCUUUACAGUUUUCAAAUCUUGGGGACACCAAUGAAUAAGGCAAAUUCCCACUUUAAAGACACUCAUAAACAGGAAGAAAGGGCAUCAAUCAAUUAUCUAAAUUUUUCUUUUCUUCAAGUUAACUAAAAAUGAGAUGUAUAUGAAGUUAUGAGGCUCUAUUCAAGUCUUUGUUGUCCUUGAAAGUGGUCUCUGUGGGAAACUAGGUACUAGGUCUAGAUAUGACAACUUCUUACACGUUUGUCUCUUCUGAGAUCACUCUCAGAAACCAUUUAUGAGCUACAGGAAAAAUCUUCUUACUUCAGAAACAAUUUCAAGGAAAAACUUCCAAAAAGGAAAUCCAAUGACAACAUCAUUGGCCUACACGGAGAGCCUCCCCUCAAACAGAGAGAACUACCUGUCAUGGAGAUAGAUGCUGGUGAUCCUCGGCGAGAGGAGUCAGGGAACAUGGAGCCCAUUGGUGGGUCAACCCUAUGUUGGGAAAGUAGGAUUUAGGAUCUCCAUUUUAUAAACCUGAUUCCAAAUGGAGGGCCCCAGUUUCAGGGUGAAUACCUAAAUGAAUACAGCAGAAGGAUUCCAUUUGAUUUUUAUAUCACUAGAAAUGCAGGUGAGUUGUGAUUCAGUCUCAGGUACCUGGCUCUCAAGAAUUAGGAAUUCUUAAUAAUGGCAUGAGUUAAGGAUCAGAUACAUCUAUUAAGAUCUAGAGUUCUGAUGAAGCUGCCAGUCUGUAACUUUUAGGAAAAGGAAAUUUCAAGUCAUUUGGGAGAUGUUUUAUAUGCACAGACAAAAGAAUUCUAGCUCUGAGACCCUAUCCAGGGAUAGGGGCUCUUAAGAUCUAAUUUCCAUCCCAAGAGAAAGACCAGUUUACAGCACCACCAGCAGGGGAGGAGGCAGGUGGGAAUGACUCAGAAACAAAUGACCCCAGGACUCAGGCAGACAGACAUCGUGGGUGGGACGUGCUGGGACGUCUUGGCAUGGCAGACUGGAUAUUGAGGCAAGUCCUGGUAGUGGACCGAGAGCCUCUGACUGGAAGGAUGGGGAUGGAGGUGGGAGGAGGCUAAUCCACAAAGUUCAAAGGACACACACUUAGAAAAUGAUACGAGGGGCCUUGAGUUGGGGAGCAGGACUCUAGUGUCAAGGAGGGUGAGGGAAGGAUAGGAAUGGGAGCCCUAGGCAAGGAAACAAGGAGGGAGCCUGCUUCUCAGAAGUGAGGCAAAGUUAGGGCAGGACUGAUUUCCUGCGGGGCCCCCGAGCUGCUUGGUGGGCUCCUAUCUUACAGGACCUGGAGAGAAUGAGGCCCCAAGUCUUUGAGGAGGUGGAAUCUGUAGGUGAGUGUAAGGGACCCUAGUUGUCAAGGUUGGUCAGAAAGAAGCAAGGAGCUAAGCGCACCAGAACACCAGCAGAUAAAUGUUCUCUUUGUAGCUUUCAUCACAUUCUGGUCUCAGUGAUACUCAGAGGAGUAUACACAUACACAUACAGUGCUCUUGAACUCAAAAAGCAAUUUAUGCUCACAGGGACAUGCAUAGCUUUGCUUUUUAUGAAAGUCCUUGAGGUACUAUUACGUACUUAUCCUGCUUGACUUUGUAAAAGAAAAAAGUACUUCUCAAAAGAGUUUUUUGAGUGGGUAAACACCACUAGAAUUUCUUAUAUAAAGUCUUAACUUGGGGUUACAAAACUUUUUUCUCUACUACCUGAUCUGGGGUUGCCUAUGUCUCAUGAUUUGAAGAGUCAGCCUUCAUGGAAAUCCACAAAUAUCUCAAACAUGGGUACUGAAAAACCAGUUUUGACAGAUGGGAUUUUCAUAUUUAUAGAUACAAAUUGGCAGCAUUUGGUUAACCAAAUCCUUCAAGCAUUUUGGUUACAUGAAACUGUCUUGUAUUUUUUUAAAAGUGAACAAGCUAAGAAUAUUGUUUAUAGGUAAAAUCUAUGAAUAAAUUUUUUAUUUAUUCAAUAAAAUAUGUAUGGAUUAGAUA
Messenger RNA from Choloepus didactylus (southern two-toed sloth), 5497 nucleotides. It is a transcript of the gene KLHL6, whose product is annotated as kelch like family member 6. The coding region runs from base 22 to 1887 and encodes 621 amino acids. Gene Ontology annotation, biological process: B cell receptor signaling pathway; germinal center formation. The record is from RefSeq and is a predicted model, not a curated record. The transcript is spliced from 7 exons. Lineage: Eukaryota; Metazoa; Chordata; Mammalia; Pilosa; Megalonychidae. Gene Ontology annotation, molecular function: protein binding.